GGCUGGCCCUACAAAGGGGGAUAGGCUGGAGAGACAGCAGACAGACAGCAAGAGAAAGAGAGAGUGAGCAAGAGAGCGAGCAACAGAGAGAGAGAGAGAGACAGGGAUAGAGAGACGCAGACAGACGGUGCUUGCUUGCAUGCACACAGCGCAGGACAGAGGGGUGAGACGCACAGACGGAGAUCGGGGCUCUCGACUACGUUUCCUCUCCCUGCUCCUCCCAGCGUCUCUGCACAAGGAACCGGUGGACGUCCUGCAGCAUCAGAGACUCAUGCCACACAGCCGGGGAGAACGCCGGUUUCCAGUGCUGUGCGUGCGGCCAGGAGAAGGACAGCUCUAACCCUGCUGAAUAGCUGAACUUUGAUGAGAAGAGCUAGAGACAGAGAGAUAGAAAAGAGGAGACACAGUCUGGUUAUGGAUGAAUCAAGCAGAGACUUAACUGAAUAGAGUUCACUCUUGCAUCAUGGUUCAGCAAAGAGGGCACAAAUAUUCAACAGUCAUGGACAGCGCUUCAACCCAAGAGGCUUUUGUAGGACUGGGAGCUGAAGAGGGGGAUGAGGUUUUCGGGCAUGUUCCCACCAACAAGGACCCCAACUGGUGCAAGACCCCCACGGGACACAUCAAAAGGCCCAUGAACGCCUUCAUGGUCUGGUCACAGAUCGAGAGACGGAAGAUCAUGGAGCAGUGGCCAGACAUGCACAACGCCGAAAUCUCCAAGCGCCUGGGAAAACGCUGGAAGCUGCUCCCAGAUUACGAGAAGAUCCCAUUCAUCAAGGAGGCGGAGAGGCUCCGGCUCAAGCAUAUGGCCGACUACCCAGACUACAAGUACCGGCCGCGGAAGAAGAGCAAGUCCUCUGCACCGGCAAAGGCGGGAGAGAAGGUCCCGCAGAAGGCAAGCAAGUCCAGCCCGGGCCGCUCCGCCACCACCUCCACCAGCAAAGUGCUAAAGGUGAAAACCUCCACUUCCAAACACAAAGUGAACCUUAACGGCAAUAAGUACAAGGGUUAUGACGAGGAUGUGGGCGAAGAUGACGCAGUGGAUGUAAAGCUGGCCCGGGUCCCACAAGAUGAGCAGAGGAGGGCAGCCCCUGGCGACCCCCUGUCCUCCAAGGAGCAGCCACCAGCCUCCCAGCUCAAGCUCAAGGUGCCGGCGUUGCAGCCAGCCCUCCCGUCAGACAUCACCGCCCCCGAGACCGUGAAUCAGACCCCCCCGGAGUCCAGAGCGUCUGACAUCAGAGGCCCCCUCACCGGCAGGUCCUCCACGCCGACCUCCACCAGCUCUUCCUCUAUGGUGUCGUCAUCAUCGGCAGCCUCCUCCUCUGACGAGGAGCUGGACGAGGAGAUCUUGCACAUCAUAUCCAACGCCAACUUCGACAGCGUGCCCAUGGACUGCUCCUCGCUGGACAAGGACUUUGAAGCGUUUCACACCAACUCAGGAUCCCACUUUGAUUUCCCCGACUACUGCACCCCGGAAGUGAAUGAGAUGAUAUCGGGGGACUUACUUGUGCCGAGCAUCUCUGACCUGGUGUUCACCUACUGAGGUCGCACAACUUCAUCUCGCCAACAGACCUACCUAUUAAUGCCUCCCCUGUGACCACAGCAAUUCUGGUGGUUGCUGGACUCGGACACAGCACCUUUUCUCCAUUGUUUAUUUUUUUAUUAUUAUUUUGUUGUUUUGUUUUUGCAAUGAAUCCCGUAAGUGCUAUUGCUUUCGUUUUACAAGAAUGACAGAUCCCCUCCACUAAGAUACAAAAUGGCACAGGUUCCACACAGCUGAAAAAAAUUCGUCAGACAAAAAAUUCAUGAGACAAAAUCAGUUGAGAGGACAUUUUGACCAGAACAGGCAGAUUUGUGCAGCAUUCUCAUUUGCAAGUAUAGGUACUGUGAGACAAAAACUGAAUUCACAUCCAUAUGACCUUUAGUGUGAAAAGCUUUCUAAGGUGCAGUUAAGUUAGGCAAGGCUCUAUGCUUUUGUUCAAAAGCAAAAUGCAUCGACAAAUUAUUUAUAUCAUCUGCAGAAAGGGUAAUGCACGUAUUGUGUGCAUUAAUGUCAUGUCCUGAAGAUCAUUGUUACCUUAACAGUUUUAUUAUAAUCAUCAUUUACUGAACAAUGCCUGCAGCUACAGAUAACACCAUUUGAUUUUUCACUUCAGCUGUAUAAGCUGUGUAAGAAACCUUGGGUUUCCCAAACAGAAGUAAGGCACAAGACUAAUUCCAUAAUGUAAAAUGUACAUAUAUGUGUAUUUUUUGGAAAGCAAAAGGGAGUGAAAAAAUCCUCUCUUGAGGGGUGCAGCAUAUUUUCAUCUGAUUCUAAUCUGCUGCACCUGGCAGGCAUCUAAGAUUCAGAACUGAAGACCUGAGGAGAAUAUUCAGCCGGUUGAAAAUAGCUGCAGUAAAAAAAAAAUGUCAAGCAGCUCGGCUGUAACUCACUUCAUAUCCCUCUGUUAACUGGGUAAUAGCACUUUUAUCACCUGGCUAAUACUGUAGACAUUAAGAUGUAUGUAUUGUUAUAUGCAUCCCUACACAAACCCUCUGUGUGCCUGAUUUCAGUCGGUUUAGGCUCUGGUGAGGGGGGGGGGGUUAGGAGGGAGGGGGGUUGGGCAUUUUCUUUUCUGGGGAGCUGUGCAUCUGUUCAUGGAGGCAGCAGCCUUUGUGCAAGGGUCGCACUCCUGCGCUUAUCGAGCGUCUGCUAGGAGAUCAGGCGGAGGCUCAGUAAAAUGCAUGUCAUGUCUGCAGUCUGGCUCCAGCUGCCUGAUCGGGGCGAUCUGUGAAUGGAGGGAAAUCUGUGUCUGCCAGCUGUCCCCAUUGACUCUCUCAGGGAUCAUUUGUCUAGCGUUAGGUCCUAGUG
Molecule: messenger RNA, 2848 nt
Organism: Megalops cyprinoides (Indo-Pacific tarpon)
Lineage: Eukaryota; Metazoa; Chordata; Actinopteri; Elopiformes; Megalopidae
Gene: sox12
Product: SRY-box transcription factor 12
Exons: 2
Coding region: 464-1540 (358 amino acids)
Biological process (GO): regulation of DNA-templated transcription; anatomical structure morphogenesis; cell differentiation
Molecular function (GO): RNA polymerase II cis-regulatory region sequence-specific DNA binding; DNA-binding transcription factor activity, RNA polymerase II-specific
Source: RefSeq, a predicted model, not a curated record